AUGAGUACGACGACGCGGAGCGAGGCUCCGGGCGCGGCCGAGCAUGCGUCCAAGAAGCCCAAGCUCGACUUCGAGAGCUUGUACCAGAACUCGCUGCAGCUCACGCGGGGCAUGGAGCAGCUCCCCUCCCUCCAGCGCAGCCUCGACCAGCUCCACGCGGUCACGAGCGCCAAGUCGCUGGCGGGCCCACCGACCGACGCCGCCUUCUCGAGCAACAAGGCGCAGUUCCUCUUGGCCGGCCGGGGCUUUGAUGCUGAGAAGCUUAGCCGCGAGCUCCGUCAGAGUGAGCUCAAGGCGGCGUACGAGCCGCGGGACACGCUCGUCGGUGUGAGCGACCUUGACGGAUUCCUGCGCCACCACCACGACAUGAUCGUUGUGACCGCGAUCGAAGAGACCAUGGCGGCGACGACCCGGGCCGCGCAGCAGAACGCGCUCAACACGCUCCACGAUGAGUUCCAGACGUCCAAGACGAAGCUCAUGGCGUAUCUGCAAGGCCGCCAGGCGCCGCUCGCGUACCCGCGCCCGUCCCCGUCGACGUCCGUGCCUCCGUCUGUCGUCGGGCUCACGGCCACGCCGAUGCCGGCGCCUCUUCAGAACAUCCCGAGCACGAUGACGGAAGCGAUGAAGGUCUACGCGACGGUCACGCAGAAGCUCGUGCCCCGCGCGGCCGCGACGUCGGGGGACGUCUUCCAGGCGUUCGAGACGAGCGCACAGAGCCUUGUCGCGACGGCGUCGGCGUCGACGCUCGAGCAAGAGACGCUCUGCAGCUGGGAGCUCCUUCAUCACAUGGUCAACUUUGAACGGGGCGCGCCGGCCAAGCUCUCACUCCAGUCUGCGUUUGCGUCGCAGGACGCGUCCUUGCUCCAGUCGCUCGCGGGCGGCGCACAGACCCACUUUGAGCUCCGAUACCGCCUCUUUAUCGAGAGCCGGAUCCGCCAGGAGCAGGCGCCGCGUGGUGGUGUCCCCGGCGUCAAGGCACUCGUGCAGACGUACACGCGCCACGUUCUGCGCACAACAAGCCUCUGGAGCGACGUCUACUACUGCCUUCGGACAGGCAUUGCCAGCGAUGCGCUCUCGCUUGUCGACGACGCGCUCAGCAAGGCGCCGGCCUCGACCAAGCUCCUCCAGCACGUCAAGAACGCGCUGCAGAGCAUUGUCCAGAAGCAGCCCGUCUCGGCACCCACCAAGGCCGCGAUGCGGGACGAGUGCGACCACCUGGCGACGCUUCUCCUGGCCGUGGACCCGGCUGUCGACAAAUUUCAAGUCGCGGUGUUGAACCUCCUGAGCUUCCACGACGCCUUUGCGCGCCAGGCCGGCGUCAUGGAGAACAUUGAAGACUUUCUCUGGCAACUGCAGUGGUUUGCUCACGCGUCAGAAGCCUCGCCAAGCGCGAUCGCGUCCAAGGUCGUGACGCUCAUCUCGCCGUCCGACUUUAACCACACGACGAUCUCGGGCGUCUUUGAGUACGUCCGCCUCCUGCUUGUCUGCGGCCAGUUUGACACGGCGGUCGAGUCGCUCGCGGCGAAAGGGUAUCUUGUCGAGGCCGUGCACUUUGCCUUGGCGCUCCACCACGUCGGCCUCUUCCCCAACCACAGCCUCUUUACGCGCCUCUUGCGGCAGUACGUGCACUCGUUCCAGCGCUCCAACCCGCAGGAAGCGGCCAUGUACAUUGCCUGCCACCAGUCGCUCGAUGACCGCCGUCUUCUGAGUGCGACGCUGCUCCUCGAUACGCUUGCGUUCGAGGUCCUUGGCGGCACGACGCACCCCUCGGAUGCAUCCCGGACGCCCGGUGCGCUCGACCAGUACCUCGACCGCAACGAGGUCCGCGACAUUGUGCUCUACACGUCGCACAUGGCGACUGACCAAGGUCGACCCUCGGAUGCGCUCAAGCUCCUCACGCUGGCCGGCGAUGUCCAGAGCACCAUGGUAUUGUUGAACGCCCAGCUGGCGGCGACGCUUUCGACGCCGGACCGCCAAGUGUGGCUCAACCACGCGCGGACGUUUGCCGACACGUGGCUCCGGUCGGCGUGGGCACUCGAGAUCGUGCUCAACCAAGCGCGCGUCGCGGCGCAUGCGUUCCAGACGCUCAUGAACUUUGGGCUUUUCCUCGAGAUCCUCGACAGCAAAAAGUACAGCGACGGCCUCGCGUUUGUCGAAGCGCUUGCGAUCGUGCCGGCGCCAGGCAGCGAACAGGCGAGCGCGGACCGGUUCGCGGACCUCGACGCCCAAGUGCAGCGCAACUUGCACCUUGUGCUGCUUGGGUACAUGGAGUGCCUCGUCGAAGAGAUGAAGCGCUGGAAACAGUCGAUCUCGGACCUCGAGACACAAAAGCAAAUGUGCCAGCAGCUCCGUGCCAAGGCCAAGGCCGUCGUCUCGUUCACGGGCAUGAUCAACGUCCGCCUGCCGCUUGGCACCAACGAACGCCUCAACCAGCUCGAGAUCCGCAUGAUGUAG
Messenger RNA from Saprolegnia diclina VS20, 2454 nucleotides. RefSeq lists its product as hypothetical. Gene Ontology annotation, cellular component: nuclear pore. The record is from RefSeq and is a predicted model, not a curated record. Bases 1 to 2454 code for a protein of 817 amino acids. Lineage: Eukaryota; Oomycota; Saprolegniomycetes; Saprolegniales; Saprolegniaceae. Gene Ontology annotation, biological process: poly(A)+ mRNA export from nucleus; protein import into nucleus. Gene Ontology annotation, molecular function: structural constituent of nuclear pore. The transcript is spliced from 3 exons.